AUGUCUUCCUCUGCACACUGUACCGGGUCCAACUUCCCUGGGCGCCUGGAAAGCCCCAUCUGUAGCUCCAAUGCUGAGCAAGAUGACCACCGUCUUCCCAAGUUUGAGGACUUUGGGGAGGCUGAGGCAAUUCCCCAUGGCCCCUCCAGUGAUGCCACCCUGGAAUGUGUGAGAGUGGACAUGAUGCAAAAUGAGAACAAGAGCGACCACCACUGUCACUUGUACGAAGGCAAAAACAACAUUCUCAUCGUCCGCAGAGCCCAAGAGUUUCAGAUGACCCUCCAGUUCAACCAGCCCGUAAAUCCCAGUGACAACUUCCAGAUUGAGUUUUACAUUGGUAUCAAUACCUACAUGUUGAAUGGCACAAAGAUCAUCAUCUCCUUUGGCGGCUCACAAACUGGGAAUUGGACCGGCCGCAUAAUACAGCAACAAGGGGAUGCGUGCGUGGUGGGCAUCACCCCUUCUGCGGAUGCCAUCAUCGGGAAGUACUACACGAGUGUGGCGGUCAUCGGGUCCAAUGGAAUCUCAAGGACACAAAAGGACUCUGGAACAGACUUCUACCUCCUGUUCAACGCCUGGGCGUCCAAUGAUGAAGUGUACAUGCCCAAUGAGGAAGAAAGGCAGGAGUAUGUGAUGAAUGAAAAUGGCUACAUAUACCAGGAGGAAUCAGGUGAUGGAAGACAAUGGUAUUAUGGUCAGUUUGUGGAAGGGAUUCUUGAUGCCUGUAUCAAAAUCUUGGAUGACUCACACAUGCCUCUAGUAAACAGAGGCGAUGCUGUCAAAGUCUGCAGGAUAGGCUCUGCAAUGAUGAACUCCCAGGAUGACCGCGGGGUCUUGGUGGGCAACUGGAGCGAUGACUACUCCCUUGGCACUGCACCAACCUUCUGGAUUGGCAGUGACCAGAUCCUGCUCCAGUACGUCAACAAAGGGCCCGUCAGCUUCGCCCAGUGCUGGGUCUACGCCGGGACGUUCAACACCUUUCUGCGGUGUCUGGGCAUCCCUGCCAGGGUGAUCACCAACUUCAACUCUGCCCACGACAACACAGGGAACAUAGUCACAGAUCUCGUCUUCAACUCAGUGGGAAAUGUACUUGAACUGAACGAGCGCCUCACCAGAGACUCAAUCUGGAACUACCACUGCUGGAAUGAGGCUUACUUGUCCAGAUUUGACCUCCCUGCAUACCAGAACUUAGGUGGCUGGCAGGUGGUGGAUUCAACCCCCCAGGAAACCAGUGAUGGAUAUUACCGCUGUGGACCUUGCUCUGUCAAAGCCAUCAAGGAAGGAAUGCUUGGCUAUCAAUUUGAUGCCCCGUUUGUGUUUGCUGAGGUGAAUAGCGACGUUUACAAAUACAAGCUAAACUCACAAACUGGGAAAACUGAGUUACUAAGCGUAGACACAACUUAUGUCGGCAUGAAAAUCCUGACAAAGUCCAUUGGUGGAAACAAUUAUGGGCCAAUGGACAUUACAGGGACGUACAAAUACCCAGAAGGCAGUAGUAAAGAUAAGGAGACCAUGAAGAAUGCCGGGAGAACCUACAAGGCGCAUUUGCAAUAUGACGAUGAGCAGGGCGUGGAGAUGACGCUGGAGAUACCGCAGAAGCGUGUGAAGAUUGGCCAGAACUUCCAGAUGGCUGUGGUCUUCAGGAACCUGAGUGAAGACACACGCACCAUCCAUGGCCUCCUGGUUGGCUCCACAAUCUACUACACCAACAUCCAAAGGGCUCAGUUCAAGCAGGAGACCUUUGACGUCACUCUGAAACCCAUGGAGACGUCGAGGAUACAGGUGGUCGUGCUGGCCCAGAACUACAUGCCCAAGCUGGGUUGCCAAUCCAGCCUCCGCUUUGUGGUGACGGCCAAGAGCAUGGAGAACAACCAGGACUUGAUGGCCAUACAGAUAGUGAACCUGAAAAGCCCCGAGUUGGCCUUUGCGAUUGUUGUGAAUGGACCAUCUCUAUUUGAACAGAUGAGUGGACCAGCGAAGGUGAACCAGGAGAUAUUUGUCAAGGUGGAGUUCACCAACCCGUUCCCAUUCAGCCUGUAUAACGUGAGGAUGGCCAUGCAAGGGCCUAAUUUCAUCUCAUACCGGGAAAAGUUGUACAGUGAGAUCGCUACCGGCACCUCAAUCACCUGGAUGGAGUCCUCUGUCCCUACGAGGUCUGGGAAUACAAUGGUCUAUGCUGUCCUGGACUGCUCGGUCCUUGGGAAUGUGCAAGGCAAUUGGGCCAUCGGCAUCCAGGCCUGA
Oncorhynchus tshawytscha (Chinook salmon) is the source of this 2241-nucleotide messenger RNA. Its product is annotated as coagulation factor XIII A chain-like. The coding region runs from base 1 to 2241 and encodes 746 amino acids. The transcript is spliced from 14 exons. Gene Ontology annotation, molecular function: protein-glutamine gamma-glutamyltransferase activity. NCBI's taxonomy places the organism in Eukaryota, Metazoa, Chordata, Actinopteri, Salmoniformes, Salmonidae. The record is from RefSeq and is a predicted model, not a curated record. Gene Ontology annotation, biological process: peptide cross-linking; blood coagulation, fibrin clot formation.